Zingiber officinale is the source of this 1233-nucleotide messenger RNA. RefSeq lists its product as uncharacterized. The transcript is spliced from 5 exons. The record is from RefSeq and is a predicted model, not a curated record. Gene Ontology annotation, biological process: cortical microtubule organization. Bases 1 to 1122 code for a protein of 373 amino acids. Lineage: Eukaryota; Viridiplantae; Streptophyta; Magnoliopsida; Zingiberales; Zingiberaceae. Gene Ontology annotation, cellular component: cortical microtubule.
AUGCCACCCCCAUCGAGGAGCCCCCGCACCGCUGAGCUUCGCAAGAUGAACUCCCACAGAAGCAGCCGUAGCUCGGAGAGCAGACUGAUGCUCGAGUCGGAAAACAAUGAGGAUGUUGACGAUCUCUUUCUGUUCACCGAGAUGAAGAAACAUGAAUCAGAAAUCACAUACUUUUCGGCUCGUCAAAGCGAGAGAAGAGAUUCACCAAAAGCUUCAGUUGGUGGCAAGAAUGAGUACAAUUGGCUUUUAACUCCUCCAGGAUCUCCCCUGAAUGAUAUCGAUCGAGAGCUUAAACCGGUGGAUAAUCCUCGAAACAAAGCAAGAACUCAAACAACUACAACUCCGCGACCAUCUACGAAUGGAAAGACCCAAACUAGAGACACCGUGGCUACAUCUCCUAGAGAUGCAAAAAGAGAACCAUCUCGGCGGUUAAGCAGUGGUAACACUAAGGCGAAAGAGAAGAGGAAUGAUAUUGUGUGUGUCGGGUGCACGAAUUCACAUCUAUGCAGCUUCGACUUGAUUAGUGUGAUAGAGGAGGAGCCGUUUCCAGCAAAAGGUGCAUCAGAACAAAAUUUCGGUGGCCUUGUCAACUCUGGACAGGAGGAAGGUGCGCAAGAAACAUUAGUAGACACCUCAAAGCAUGAGAAAGCUUGUGGAGAUGCCAAUCUGAUGAGUGCUACUCAGAAAUCGCGCUUUGCAAAAGAUGUGUUAGAUCAAAAUGCCCAUGUCUGCCCUACUAAGUCAGAAACAGCAGCAGAACUAAGCAAGACAGCUGAAGCUCCAAGAAACUUUACUUCAGAAGAAGCCACCGACGCUAUACUUCUGUGCAAUUCUAUUGUUCAUGACCUUGUCUACGAAAGUGCAGCCAUUGAGUCUGAGAAUCAGAUGGCGCUCACAGAGAUUUCUCGUCCAUCGCUUGAACAGUUGGUGAAAUCUGCUUCGGAUCUGAAGUAUUUUCGAUAUGUAUACUAUAAACGUAAUAAGAAUUUGCAAAGAUUCAAUAGGAAAAAGCAAGAAUUUGAUACCAAAAAAGCACUAAGUGAUUUAAGAACUGAUGCAAAAAGUAAAGAGCAUGUAAAACCCCCCAAGAUAGAAUCAAAGUGCAACUGCAGUAUCAUGUAGAGAGAUAUCUUGUGGCCAUAAUUAUAAACAAUAAGUAUUAUACUUAAUGCCUUCUUGUUAAAGUUCUCUUAUAGUCUUCCAAGUGUUCAUGUUUCAAAAAGGAAUAGACAU